Hypomesus transpacificus is the source of this 822-nucleotide messenger RNA. RefSeq names its product serine-protein kinase ATM-like. Lineage: Eukaryota; Metazoa; Chordata; Actinopteri; Osmeriformes; Osmeridae. The coding region runs from base 475 to 822 and encodes 115 amino acids. Gene Ontology annotation, molecular function: protein serine/threonine kinase activity. The record is from RefSeq and is a predicted model, not a curated record. The transcript has 4 exons.
CACCAAAGCUUCACAAGGCAUCGUUCGCCCAUCCCUAGAUCUCGCCACGCCGCAGCUCUCCAGGAAGGUGGCGGAGCUGACCUGCCUUCAGGGGAGAAGCCAAUUGAUUUAUUAUGUGUUCGUGGUAAUCAAUCAGUAUAGAUCACAUUUCAGUCUUGCUAUUUGUGCAUAUAUCAAUCUGUCUUAUAUUAGACAUUAUAUGUCAUUCAUGCCAAUCCGGCUGGUGGCGGUAAAAGAUUGACCCAAACAUUAGAUCUUCAAAGCUGACGAAGAAGACGCACGGAACCCGGAUGGGAUGUUUUACUUUCAACAGAGGGUGGCGCGUUUUCUCCAUCCUGAUCUCUACCCUCCCCAUGCCUGUAUAAGUUUCAUUUUCCAAACAAGAAUAGCUGCACAACAAGAUGCUUCUGUGUUGAUGGGAGUUUUCCCUCGUCCCCCCUACUUUGAGAGACCCACCUCCCAUUCCGAGCUACAAUGAGCCUGGCUCUACACGAACUGCUGCUGUGUUGCAGGGGGUUGGAAAAUAACAAGGCUACAGAGAGAAAAAGGGAAGUUGAGACUUUCAAGAGGCUCAUUCGGUCCAGUGACACUGUGGAGGAGCUGGACCGGACCUCCGGUACCAGAGCAGCUCAAGGCUCCAGGCAGCUCACCUGGGAUGCUGUCUUCAGGUUUCUCCAGAAGUACCUUCAGAAGGAGACCGAGCUCCUCAAGGGUGCCAAGGCCAACGUGUCGGCCACCACGCUGACCAUCCGGCAGAGGAAGAUGCGGGAGAUCAGCAGCCUCGUCAAAUACUUCAUCCGCUCAGCCAACAAAAGUAAAUGA